AUACAUGAUAUGAUGACACCAGAAGAAGUAAACAAAAUAUUUCCAGUCAAAAACUCUACUGAAAUACCAACUUACGACAUUGUGCCGGUUUUGAUAACGAAACCUGAAAACAAAAGCAUAAAUAGCUAUCUUUUUCAAACUCCUUUUGGAAAACAUAAACACAUGUGGUUAAAUCCUUUGGACGGAAUUUUGGCUAGUGAAAACAUAACCAUUUCUUCAUUAAAGUAUAAUUCUAGUACCGAUGGAUUAAAUAUUACGGAUUGGCCAAAUCUGGUCGAAAGUAUUAUACCGAAUAUUUACGAAAACACUUUACACGCUACAACAGUUGCUGUUAAUAGUGAUGCAAACGGAUUGUUAUCAAUGACGGGUUACAUCGGUAAUAAAUUCAUUCACCCUGUACCACCUCGGCUGAUAAGACACGCAAGACGAAGAAGAUCAAUUAAUUUCAAAACCGAUUCCGACGAUCAAGUUGAUCAUAUCAUUUACACUAUUCCAGAUCAAUUGAACAAACACUUACCACCCAUAGAAGCGUUCACAUUAAAAAGGUAUAGAUCGAAAAGAUCUAUUCCUGAAAUAAUAUAUCCCGAAAUUUUGGUUAUUGUUGAUCAUGGAUUGAAUGAAAGAAUUGGUGGAUCCAUACGAGAUAAACUUCUUUAUCUUCUAGCCUUUUGGAACGGGGUUGAUAUGAGAUACAGAAGUUUGGAGAAUCCUAGAAUUAGGUUGAACAUCGCUCGGAUUCUUUUAGCAGAGGAUCGUCUACCCUACGUAACUGUCAAUCUCAAAAGCAACUACUUUUUGAUGAACCACGUUACUUCUCUACGGGCUCAAGGAAAUUGGUUAUUUAAGAUGAACGAAACUAUUCCACUUGAUUCUUAUGAUUUAGCAGUGACUAUGAUACCAAAUCUAUUUUGUGAAGAUAAAAUCGGACCGAACUGUACAAUCGUGGGACAAGCAUUUCUCCACGGAGCUUGCAAAACAUUAUUUCUCAAUAAAACCACGAACAAAGCAAGUUUCAUACGAGAUGUCGGAGGAUUUGACGGAAUCCAAACAGCUGCUCACGAAUUGGGCCAUUUGUUUGGUAUGUUUCACGACGGUUUAUAUGGCUGUAAUGAUUCGCAUGGUUACAUAAUGGCUCCGUCGGACAAAUUUACUCCUCAAUCAUUUGAUUGGUCUAACUGUUCGCUGAAUCAAAUGGACAAAUAUUUAAAAGACGGAUUGGGGUCUUGUUUGUUUAACCCUCCUCUUUACCAAAGUAAACCAUUCCUUAGAUAUUUGCCGGGAAAACUAAUGAAUGCUACUCAGCAGUGCAGCAUGUUCGUAAAUGGAUCUGCGACUGUUGAAGAUGAUACAAUUUGCACUCAAUUAAAGUGCUCGAAAAAGGGAAAAAUUCGACUACCUGAAGCUGCUGAAGGCACUCCUUGCGGUAUUGGAAAAUUAUGUCUGCAUGGACUUUGUACUGAAGAAAGUUCCAUAGUAUAGAUAUUCAUUAAAUGUGCACAUAGAUUUUACUCAAAAUUAUACCAUCUUCAGAUUAACUUUGUGUAAUUUUUU
Molecule: messenger RNA, 1551 nt
Organism: Cotesia glomerata
Lineage: Eukaryota; Metazoa; Arthropoda; Insecta; Hymenoptera; Braconidae
Product: venom metalloproteinase 3-like
Exons: 9
Coding region: 10-1479 (489 amino acids)
Biological process (GO): proteolysis
Molecular function (GO): metalloendopeptidase activity
Source: RefSeq, a predicted model, not a curated record